AUGUCCAUUCCACCUGAGAUCAUCCAGGUGAAGCGCCUAGUCAAGAAGCGCAAGGCUGCCGAUGACGAUGAUGAAGGCAUCGUCGACUACCUUCCGGAGGACCCAAGCUUCCGCCGAAACGAGAGCACUGCAGGUCGCAAGCCACCCAGUAAUCCCCUGCCCGUGAUCCAUGCGUCAAAGCCCGGCGACGAGAAACGCAAUGCCGAAAAGAUCAACCACUCGCAAGAGGCUAAGCCAGACAUCUCGGCGCAAGGCCGUCCCAAAGCGCAAGACCAGGCACCCGCCGCGCCUACUGCCCCAGCAACGGUGCUCAGCGUGUCCAAAUCUCAGCCCGCCCCAGAGCCACGUCGAUUCCACAUGUCCCGGCAAUCGCUUGUCCCAUCUCCUCUCUUUAGUCCAGGUGUGACCACCGGAAAGAGGUCGCGAUAUAAGACACCGACGACUGUCUUCGUGGAGCGCGGCCACAAGAGGACGAGGACCGAAGACGUACAAAUGACCGACGUGGACAGUUCGCCGACAGCCAAGAGCUCAGUAAUAGAUGGAUUCGCGGAGGACAGCACGCAUGCUAGGAAACAAAAGCUACCCGGCUCAGACCGGAAGAGGGCAGAAGGCAGGCACACGCAAGCGGUGAGGAGGGAGGUUCCAGAAUCGUUCCAGAAGGAACAGGAUGCCGACAUGGACGAAAUCACUCGAAGCAUGAACGAAUUUGUCAUGCAGCAGAUCGGUGAAAACCUAGCCAGAAUCGAAGAACGCGACCGUAAGGAGGCGGCGGCAACGGCCAGGAGGGCGCCGACAACCACCUCGCCCCAGCCGUCCAAGUUCAAGCCCAGGGCUCCUGUGAAGCGCUAUGCGGAACGUCAUCCAGAGAUCUCAGUUGCACAGACAGACACUGCGCCAAGUAUUCCGACCGCUGAGGGAUAUGAGAGCCUUAGUGACGAUGAGUAUAUCAUCGAGACUUAUGUCCGUGUUGCAGCUGGAAGCCUCGACAAGAACCUGGCUCCGGAGAAGGUCGGCUUGCUUGUCUUCGACAACGAGCCUGACGUGGAUUUGUUCUUCGGCGAGGAGGGCGAUAGCGACGAUGAGUGGCCUGAGGACGACGAGGACGAGAACGCUGAGGAUUACUAUGCAGCAGACUAUCCAGAUGAGGAGGUCGACUCUGAGGACGAGUACAACCGAGCUGCAUACCAGUACCGUACUGGCAACGCAUCUGACCUUGAGGAGUAUGACGAGCGAGAGGGCGAGAUCGCCCUUGACCACGACGGAGAGAAUGACGGAGAGCCCGACCCAUUUCGCGCACGCUUUGGGACUCGACCCUCUGCUGCGUUCGGGCGCCCCUGA
Diaporthe citri is the source of this 1338-nucleotide messenger RNA. RefSeq lists its product as uncharacterized. NCBI's taxonomy places the organism in Eukaryota, Fungi, Ascomycota, Sordariomycetes, Diaporthales, Diaporthaceae. The transcript is spliced from 3 exons. Gene Ontology annotation, cellular component: cytoplasm. The coding region runs from base 1 to 1338 and encodes 445 amino acids. The record is from RefSeq and is a predicted model, not a curated record. Gene Ontology annotation, biological process: protein import into nucleus.